Molecule: messenger RNA, 6495 nt
Organism: Dermochelys coriacea (leatherback sea turtle)
Lineage: Eukaryota; Metazoa; Chordata; Testudines; Dermochelyidae
Gene: CPSF7
Product: cleavage and polyadenylation specific factor 7
Exons: 10
Coding region: 59-1591 (510 amino acids)
Biological process (GO): mRNA alternative polyadenylation
Cellular component (GO): mRNA cleavage and polyadenylation specificity factor complex
Molecular function (GO): mRNA binding
Source: RefSeq, a predicted model, not a curated record
UCACCGCUGCCGCCGCCAUCCCGCUUCCGGGGCCCUGCCGCUCUAUUCCGGCCUCUCUAUGGUAGCUCCGUUCCCGGCGGGUGGAGGGCGGAAGGGGCGUGGCCUGCGGCGGAAGGGGCGUGGCGUGACGGCGCUGGCUGUGGCGUGCACCGCACCUCCUUCCUUCCUGUGCCCCCGGGCUCUGGCUCCCGCCGCGGCUGGAAAUAUGUCCGAGGGGGUGGAUCUGAUCGAUAUCUACGCCGACGAAGAGUUCAACCAGGACUCCGAAUUCAGUAAUGCUGACCAGAUGGAUCUGUAUGAUGACGUGCUAGCAGCAAGCUCACAGCCACCUGAAAGCCGCACCAGCAGCUCGGAGGCACCGACCGAGAUCCGCCAGGAGCAAUCCCCCAAGCCAAACAGCAAAUCACCUGCCAUCCUGUACACCUACAGUGGCCUGCGCAACAAACGGGCUGCCGUGUAUGUGGGCAGCUUCUCCUGGUGGACGACUGACCAGCAGCUGAUCCAGAUUAUUCGCUCAGUGGGGGUCUACGAUGUGGUGGAGCUGAAAUUCGCAGAGAACCGAGCCAAUGGCCAAUCCAAAGGGUAUGCAGAGGUGGUAGUUGCCUCUGAGAACUCAGUCCACAAGCUCUUGGAGCUGCUGCCUGGCAAGAUCCUUAACGGGGAUAAGGUGGAGGUGAGACUGGCCACCCGGCAGAACCUGUCGCAGUUUGAGGCACAGGCUCGGAAACGGGUGCCGCCGAGGGCUCACUCCCGGGACUCCUGGGAUUCGAUGGAUGGCCGAGCCACGCCGACAGAGAAUGCCGUGCCGCCCCCUCGUGUGGAGAAGCCCCCUUCCGUGCUGCCUUUCUUUAACCGCCCCCCUGCUGCCAUGCCCCUCAUGGCCCUGCCCCCUCCCCCGAUGCCUCCCCCGCCACCACUCUCCUCCAGCUUUGGAGUGCCACCUCCCCCGCCAGGAAUCCACUACCAGCAUCUAAUGCCCCCUCCUCCUCGACUGCCCCCCCACCUGGCCGUGCCACCUCCAGGGGCGGUCCCUCCUGCCCUGCACCUUAACCCGGCCUUCUUCCCCCCACCAAAUGCAACACUGGCCCCCCCGCUGGACACCUACAAGGCCUCUGCAGCAUAUAACCACAGCAGUCGAGAGCUGGGCCCACUGCCACCCCCGGUAAGCGAAGCCGAGUUUGAGGAGAUUAUGAACAGGAACCGAGCGAUUUCCAGCAGUGCCAUUUCCAAAGCGGUGUCCGGAGCCAGCGCAGGGGAUUACAGUGAUGCCAUAGAGACCCUGCUCACGGCCAUCGCCGUUAUCAAACAGUCCCGUGUAGCCAACGACGAGCGGUGCCGCGUCCUCAUCUCCUCCCUCAAGGAUUGUCUUCAUGGGAUCGAAGCCAAGUCCUACAGCAUGGGUGCCAGCAGCAGCUCCUCCAGAAAAAGACACCGGUCUCGGGAGAGGUCGCCCAGUCGGUCCCGCGAGAGCAGCAGGAGGCACCGGGACCCACUCCAUAAUGAGGAUCGGCACGAGGACUAUUUCCAAGAAAGGAACCGGGAGCAUGAGAGACAUCGGGACAGGGACAGAGAAAGGGACCGGCACCACUGAGAAAGCAUGUGUUCCAGGAGGGAAAGCCCCAAGGGAGAAGAGAAGGGAAUGUUCCCAUAUCUCCUCUGAUGGCUGCUCAAUAACCAGCACUGAAGUCCCUCAUUGGUGGUUUUCCAUUGAAACUGCAACCAGCUUGGUGCUGCUACUUAUUCAUAUGCAUCAGCAGAGUCAUUUCCAGCCCCGUUCCUCUCCUUCCUGUGUCUCCUUCACGUGAUUGAACUGUAGUAGGCUGUGAACCCACAUUGCCUGCACUGAACAGUAGAGAGUGAGCUCCUUGCCCUUUGUACUCUGUCCUCCUUUCUAGGUUCAGUGUGAGGACUGGGCUUUCCUUGGUCAGGUAUCCUCCAGCUAUGGAAUUCCUUUCUGGGGUUAGCCUGCCAGAGUCCCACACUGGCUGAUUACAGCACCCUGCAAUGUCCUCACUUCCUGUUAACCAUCUUCAGAACUAUUGGACAUUGAGCUCUGCUGUUUGUGGGUGGCUUGGCUGGGGAGAAGUUGUUUGUUGGAUUUUUAGGAUGGAAGUGUCAAUAGCAUGUGUGUCCCCCCCAUCUCCCCCUAGUAGUGGGGGGGACAUGAUAGUGGUCUUCAAAUACUUGAAAGGCUGCCAUAAAAAAGAUGAAGAAAAGUUAUUCUCUCUCGCUACAGAGGACAGGACAAGAGGCAAUGGGUUCAAGCUAUGGCACUGCAGAUUUAGAUUAAAUCUGCUUCCUAAUUCUAAGAACAGUAGGGCAAUGGAACAGACUGUCUAGUGAGGUUGUGGAAGCUCCUUCACUGGAGGUUUUCGAAAGAAGCUGGAUAGCCACCUGUCUUGGAUGGCUUAGACACAACAAAUCCUGCAUCUUAGCAGAGGGUCAGACUAGAACUAGAUCACCCUUGCGGUCCCUUCUAACCCUGCUGCUCUCUGGUUCUAUUAUAGCUCUACUGGAGAGGGCCACGCAACCUUUUAAAUUAGGGCUGAUGUGUCAGGGCUGCCAGCUUCAGGCCAUGUGCUCCUUUCAGUCCACUAUUUCAGAAUCACUUGGUGGGUGGGGGGAAUGGAGGGCACUGCAGUUUCCCCCGUGUCUACCCAGAUGUACAGCCUCUCCUGCUUUCUGUCGGGGCUUUUGUACAGCACUUAGUCCUAAAGAAUUAAAAACAGCUACCCACUAGAUUUGCCUUUGAAGGUCUUGACUAAAGCCCAGCCGCGUGACCCAUACGCUGCCCCUGCUCCCCUCUGAGAGAGGCCGCCACUAAGGAACAAGCUGACUCAGAAAUUACAAAGCAUCAACCCUGCAAACAUAGCAUCCCCUGGGAGCUCUCCCAAUCCUGCCUGGGCAGCUGGGCUAAUGCCAGGAUUUCUGCUGCCUCCCCUACCUCUAGCCGUACUGAAGUGGGCAGCGUUAGAACUACAGACCAGCCUCCAGUAUCCGCUCGAGAGCCCCGGUGUUUUGGUCCCGUUCCUUCUGUGUGGGAAAGUUCUCCCCGCAGGACUCGAUGCAUUGGUUGGGCUGCCUCUGGGUGAGACAUAGGAUGGUGGUAUUCUUAGUCUGUUGCAGGGGGAGUACUCUGCGUUCUUUGUGCAGCUGUGAGGAUUUUAUUUGGCAAUGGGCUGGUGCCUCUUAAAUGAUCUGCCUACUGCUGGAGUGCCUUCUCCUCUGAGCACUGCCACACCCCGACACACUACUGAUUUGUACUAGGGUAAGACCAGGAGGCCCCCCACUGCAACUGGGCCAGCUGCUGAGUUUCUUACCCAGAUCAAAACAUUGGUCUCCAGGGGAGCCCUGGGUUUCAAACCCAUGAUUGCCUUAUGCUUUUAAACGUUCAUCCCCCACCCCAAAAUGUUUCCAAUGUGAGCACUGUCCAGGCAUGCUGGGGGCCUGGUGGUUAAAGCAAAGAAAGGGGGAGUUGGGAAUGGAGCCAAGCUUUUUUUGCCACUGAUUAACAGUGAAUUUUGGCAAUUUACUUCUCUUUUCUGUGCCUCAGUCCCCCCUGCCCCCCUCCAAUGGCCGUAAUAUUUGCCUACCUGCCACGUACUUCUGACUUAACCCAUUACCCUUGUGAAGCGCUCAGAUCCUCGGCUGAAAGACAUUCUAGAAAUGCCCUGUGUAACCUGGUCUAAUUAGCACAUCCUUUGGUAUAGAGAACUGCCUGGGGUAAGUCCCCUCUCAGCAGAACCCGUGUGGUUUGCAGGAUUUAUUCCGGAAUGUACAUUAAAUAUUCCAGGUGAAAUGACUCCCCUCUCGGUCACUGGUUCCAAUCUAGCCUGGGUUGGUCAUGACCUUCUGGCGAUUUGACCUGUGCAGGUUUGGCUGAUCUCAGUCCGGUUCCUAGUGCACAAAAGUCCUCGCUGGAGAGCCCAAGAUCUGUUAGACAUGAAUUAGCUUCCUUGGCAUUCCCAGCUGUUCAGCUGAGGCCAGAAUGGGGCUGUGGAGAUGGAGUGCCUCUCUCGCUCCUACAGGUGGCCACGGGGCAGGGGCAAGGCACCUCAUCUGGUGGAGCCUGCCCUGGGGGUGGAGGACUUCCCUCUCCAAGGCCAUGGAUGCUGCACCUUGAUCCUGUCAACACCAAACUUGCACGAAGACAAAUGUUAAAAGGCAGGUCCGUGGGGGGCCUUUGCCUCCAAUGGGGGAGGCUGACUGGGCCCCAAGCAGAUCCUUGCUGAGCAGUUGUCAUCAGUGGCAACUCAGUGCCUGGUCAGUGCAGCAGGGAGACUGUGUGACCUGUUGUCUUGUUCUGUCCCUUCCAGGAGUUUGGUUGGCAGUAAGUGUUUUUAAUGGACUUGUAUCUCCUCACCUCGAUCAGGACUGAAGGACGGAGGCCGCUCCACCCCUCUCUUCCCCACUGCCCCCAGCUCCUUCCAGGCACCCAGGGAAAGCCACGUCGCCUGCGGGACUCCAGCUGGCACAUGGUGACCUCGGGACCCACACUCGCUGCUGCUGCUUCCUGGGGAAAUGCUGGAAGACGUGGAGUUAGGGAGGGAUAGCAUCGGGGCCACUGUGAGCAGGGAGUGCUCCAGUCCACGGAUACUUGGACCCAAAGAGAAAUGGUGCUUUUCCAUGGAAGCUUGUGAGCUCCUUCCUCUCCGUGGCCCUUCUGGGGACAGCUGGAAGGGAAUCCAUCACCCUUGUGUGUGCUGGGGAGGGUUGGAGGUGGGGAUGCAGAUAUCUCUGCGUGGUGUCUGCUGCCUGGCCUGCUUGGCUCACUGGGGCCAGUAUCCAUGCCCUCCCAUGGUGCGCUGUCUUCUCGUCCUGUGUGGGGGAGCUCUCCUGAGGAGUGCGAUCCCUUCUCCCAACCAGUUCCAGGCCUGGCUUGUCUGGCCCAUUAUACUCAGCUUAGAUAACAGCAUUUCCUCUUCCUCCUGCCUCAUGGAGAGCAGGCUGGCUGCUGCCUCCCAUCACCUCUUUCUGUUCCCCGUUCCCAUUCCUGUAGGCACCUCUGAGUCCUCUGCGUUCUGCCCUGGCUCAUCUAGGGGGCUUGUCCAGAACAGAGGUGGCCCCUCUCGGCUGGACUCAACACCUCUGGCUCUCCAUGCUGAUCUCAUGCAAUAACUGUUCCAGUUCACGUUUUUCCCUACUGCAAGCCCCAGCCACCUGUUUCUCCAGAGCCAGCCUCCUCCCAGAGAGGCUGCCUUCCUUGUUUUAGAGGAAGUGGCAUGGGCUGAGAGUUGUGAUAUCGGUGGAUGGAGAUGGGGUGGGCUGGGGGCUGGCUGGAUGAGCCCAACCACUGAUAACCUUGUGAGCUGCUUAGCUUUUUUGUGUGGUGGGAGGUGCAUUGAUUCCAGGGAUGGAGAACUCUGGUAGGGAAUCCCGCCCCUUCAUAAACACUCUAGGAAUGGGAGCUCCCAUUCGAGCGCUGCAUGGGGGGUUUCUUUAGACAGCACCGCUGCUUGCUAUUGCUCUACAGUGUGUGAUGGUGAGCAAAGGGUUUGGGGCGGCUGAGAGUUGGUCUACAUCUAGCUAAGGAGCCUUGGUGCCUGUUCUAGCACAUGGGCUGAUUGUGUCCAACAGUGCGAUGCCUGAAAGGCCAGGGGGAAACAUAACCACCAUUUCCACCACAGCCUUCAGCUGGUGCUUCUCGAAGGCUGGUGGAGUAGGUGGUGUGGAAGGAGCCAUGUUCCCUCGAGCAGAGGAUGCUGUAGGGUACAGGUGGCCAGAGAGCAGCCUGCAUGUGUCACACCACAGUGGCGUCUGAGCAGCAGCCUGUGGAGACUACACAUCCCAGCAUGCAAUUCUCCAGUCACUUAGCUCAAGCUAUAACACGUUGCAUGCUGGGACCUGUAGUCUCCAGAGCCUGCACCUUUAUGUAAGACUGAGGUCAGCAAUCACCUGCUGCAUUUCAUGCCAUUCAGUGUGGCCCUCCUGGCAAGUUGUAGACACAGCUGGGCAAAACCUGGGCACCAUCCCCCCAGCAGGGGGUCUCGUGCUCCAGUUGGGCACAUCAGAGAGGGUGGCAGGGGCCGAGAGUGCACAGCCUACCUGGAGGUUGGUGAAGUGAAGUGACACCUCCGUAAGAACUGUGAUCGGUGAGCAAAGGCCAGCUCUGGAUGUCUUUUUUUAAAAGAAAAUGAAAAAAUACGGAAACUUAAAGUGAGGUGACAUUAAAAAAAAAAAAAGUGUAAAAUACCAGAAAACCCUUUGACAGGAGAGCGUUCUGUUUUUUUUACGUAAUGACACAAAUUUUUAGUUUAUUUCAGAAUAGUGGGGGGAGGGGGGAUGAUAAAAAAUAAAAUAAAAAGCAACGCCCCAAUUCCCCUCCCCCAGUUCUCGGUGAUUUGAUUUUUGUCUCUUUCUGAUAGGUUGGAAAUUGUGUAAUAAACUUGAUGACGUUGUCAAUCUUUUAUACUGCAUUCUAUGUUUUCUUUUUUUUUUCUCCUUUUGUAACAAAAUAUUUUAAAUAAUAAAUGGGGUGUGAGCUGUUUUACGGAA